Messenger RNA from Notolabrus celidotus (New Zealand spotty), 732 nucleotides. It is a transcript of the gene riiad1, whose product is annotated as RIIa domain-containing protein 1. The record is from RefSeq and is a predicted model, not a curated record. Bases 141 to 419 code for a protein of 92 amino acids. NCBI's taxonomy places the organism in Eukaryota, Metazoa, Chordata, Actinopteri, Labriformes, Labridae. The transcript has 4 exons.
GGUCGUUUCCAUAGUAACACUUGUAGGAACACUGCAGCAGCUGUGUCAGUAACAGGUGACUGUUUCCUGUUUGUAAUAAAGCGUCUAUCUAGUAGUCUAGUUAGUGAAGUACACAAUAAAAUAAUUACACUUAUAGAGGAAUGAUGGCUGGAAGAGGGGGCUUGAAGAAACUGGACGUCAGCGUUUUAUCCGCUGAGCAGCAAGAGAAGCUGCGAGAGUUUAAGAUCAAAACGAGAAUCGACAACGAGAGGUAUUUGAGGUCGCACCCAGAGGUAGAUGUAUUGAUCGGCAACUUUCUGAGAGACGUGCUUCUGAAAAGGCCUGCUGACAUCCGUGAGUUUGCUGCAGAUCACUUCACCAACCCAAACCUUCAGGUGGUCAUCGGCUCCAAAAUGAAAAGAAACACUGACAUGGACUGAAACACAUCCACCACGCAACAUGCUGCUUCUUCUUUGGGCUUUUAACUGUGACACUAUAUACAACAACUAUAACUAUAGUCAAAGAACCUGCUGUAAGAAAUCAUCAUAAUGUGUUUUAUUCAAGAUGUAGAUGUCUCUAUAUAUUUGUACUAGAGUAUAUUUUAAUAGAAUUAAUGACAAUAUGCUUCAGUGAUUGUUUCUUGGAUGUCCUUCAGUAUGGGAUGCCUCAGCUGUUGUUUGGUUAUCUGAUACUGUACUGACGAUAUGAAAAGUGCAAAUCUCAAAAAGGAAUAUUAAAAUACUUACUCAUCCA